AUGCCUGGUAGGCCUACGGCCUCACAUGCACGACCGGCCCGUCCCGGUCGAGUCUUGUCGUGGAUGAUGGGCCCGCGUAUCGGCGUUAAUGGGGCGCGAGCCGACGAGCUGGGCAGGUGUGUCGGCAGCGAUUGGGUGGCGGCGGGGGCGGGGGGCGCAAGUGUAGACGAGACGCGGCGCAUUGAUUGCGCUUGGGCGGGGGGCGGGGCGUUGGACAUUUGCAUCAGUCGCGGGCUUCUUCGGUUCUCGGGCCCCGACGACGCCUCGCCCGAGAUAGAGUGGUCCGAGCGCCGGGCGGCCUGA
Messenger RNA from Microbotryum saponariae, 303 nucleotides. The record is from the annotation of a GenBank genome assembly. Lineage: Eukaryota; Fungi; Basidiomycota; Microbotryomycetes; Microbotryales; Microbotryaceae.